AUGAGAAACAUUAGAUGUAGAGAUGUUUAUGUCAUGGAGGAUGAACAUAAUAUUAAAUUCACUGCUCAAGAUUUAUAUGACAAGAAAGCAGACAAAACAGAGCUUCAAACAUUAAAGACAGAAAUACUUCAAACCAUUUACCCAGUUGGUUCUAUUUAUACGUCAAUGAACUCUACCAGACCAGAAGUAGUACUUGGUUUUGGAACUUGGACUCAAAUACUCGAAAGUUUUUUGUAUUGUGCACACACUCCAAAGAAAACAGGUGGAAGUAAAACGAUAUCUGUCGACAACUUGCCACCACAUAGUCAUUCUGGUACAACAAACUUUUCUGGCGACCAUAGCCACUCAUUAAGAGACCACCCAUUAUACAACUCAGAGUAUGAAGCUGGCUAUGACGUUUUAUCUCCAGAUUAUAACCAUUCAGCAAAAAAGACUUUUCGACAAACUGAACCAGGAGGAAACCACCAACAUACUUUUACAACAACAUCUACAGGACUAGGUAAAAAAUACAUGCCACCUUACAUGACAGUUUGUGCAUGGUAUAGAAAUGCUUAG
Messenger RNA from Trichomonas vaginalis G3, 555 nucleotides. Its product is annotated as phage tail repeat-like family. The transcript has a single exon. Bases 1 to 555 code for a protein of 184 amino acids. The record is from RefSeq and is a predicted model, not a curated record. Lineage: Eukaryota; Parabasalia; Trichomonadida; Trichomonadidae.